Molecule: messenger RNA, 1831 nt
Organism: Carassius auratus (goldfish)
Lineage: Eukaryota; Metazoa; Chordata; Actinopteri; Cypriniformes; Cyprinidae
Product: protein LBH-like
Exons: 4
Coding region: 224-523 (99 amino acids)
Source: RefSeq, a predicted model, not a curated record
CUCACUCACUCACACUCUCACACAGUCGUGCUCUUGUGACUCGGGUGAGUGUGCAUGAAAUUACAGUCGCGCGCUCUGAGGUAACAGCUUUAGUCUGGGAGAAUCUGACUUGAGUCUGACUGUGUCUAGCAGACACAUCCACUGGAAAGAGCAGCAGUCACGGGCUUUACGCGGAGAGACAACACUUCAGAAGGCUACAGGUUUAAGUGUGUCACCGGGCAGCAUGACGGAGGUGCUGAACAGCUGUGACUCUGCGGUGGGAGACUACAGUGUGAGCGGUGCGUCUGAGGAGCAAAGCAUCUCUUUUCAGAUCUUCCCAGACUCCCAUGAACGGUUCCCAAAGCUUUCCAAACGCUUGCCAUCCAUCGUGGUUGAACCCACUGAGAGCGGGGAGGUGGAGAGCGGGGAACUCCGCUGGCCUCCUGAUGAUCUGAGCCCUACAGACGAGCCCAGAGACAAACAGGCCCAGGCUGCAAGUGACAAGGCCACAGAAGACAGCCAAGAGGUCGCGACAGAAAACUAAUGGGCGAAGGUUGGCACCAAUCCAGCCAGUCACUGUGAAUGUCUUCAGUAUGGACAGGAGUGAAUUGGAGACUCCACCAGUUAGGUCUGCUUAUCAUCCACACUAGAGCUGAAAAGAGGCCUGAGAGACUGCCUUAACUGAGCUAACUCACGUGCCAAACUCUAGUGGUAGUCAGCUUGAGUUGUAAAAGAUCUCCAUUAACACCAUGAUACCCAUUAGAAUUAUAAAUUAUAGAUUGGCAUUCAUUUAUGUAUUUAUUUGCUUUGGACCAAAGUCUUUCAUUCCUUCCUAUCAAAAGGACAUAGCUUCAGGAUGUUAAUUCAAUGUAUUAUAUCAGCGUAAAUUAAGUGAAAAUGGAUUUCAGAUAACAUGUAAAUGAACUACAGUGCACAAUGGCCAGCGUAGAUUUCAAACUCUACGCCAUGUACAGUAGAUCUCAGUUCGUUUUCACGUUCACCUAGGGUUUUCUUCUUAACAUGCUUUCCAGAUUUGUACUUAUUCUUUGGCACUUGCAUUAAUCCUCUGUUCUUCACAUCGCUGCUGCUUAUUUACUAGUGUCUGUCCGAGCUGCUGUAAAUGUAGCUUUCAUUGCCUUAGACAUUUAUUUGUAGUUACACUGUAUGUACAUCAUCAUUUAAAUGAAAUUACUGUUCGCAUAAAUGUUCAGACGGUCAUUAUUUUCCCAUUAUAUGUAUCUGUCACCUUCCAAAGGCGAAACUCUUUGGUGCUUCAGAGUCUGUUGAAUAUCACUGUAUUCUGUAAGUAUUACAGUAUUUGAGUAUUAGUCUUAAUAUAUUAAUUAUCUGUCUGGGAAUGGGAAUGAAUGCACCAAAGUAUCACUUAGCAUUAAAGGCAGUUAUUUCUACAUCCGAGCUCUGUUGAUUCAUCAAAUGAAUGUAUGUAGGAUCCAGCCUUGACACAUCACUGAUUUCUUGUGGGUAGAUGUCAAGUACUAGCCAAAGGCGCUUCUAGUUGAAUACUGUGUUGACACGAGCAAUAGUUAUUCUAGCCCAGCAGCAUCAGCAGCUCUAAGCAGUUGAUGUUUUCCAGCCAGAGGCAUUGCUAGAGCAGUUUUAGGGGCUUCAGUUCCCCUUGUCUUUCAUCUCAACCCUCCUGAAACUUUUCUCUUUAACUGUCGAAUCUCUUUAAAAUCUGUUAUAAUCUUCAGCAUGUUUGCUCUAGUGAGUGCAGUAUCUGAGGUUAAGUAAGGCCUUUGAAAACUUUUUUUAAACUUCCAAACAAGGUUGUCAAGUUCAUAUUAGGUGUUUGUCUAUAUAAACUUUCUUUGUUAUAAAUUACAUUUAUCGG